Messenger RNA from Helobdella robusta, 351 nucleotides. RefSeq lists its product as hypothetical. The record is from RefSeq and is a predicted model, not a curated record. NCBI's taxonomy places the organism in Eukaryota, Metazoa, Annelida, Clitellata, Rhynchobdellida, Glossiphoniidae. Bases 1 to 351 code for a protein of 116 amino acids. The transcript is spliced from 2 exons. Gene Ontology annotation, molecular function: protein binding.
AUGAAGUUCAUGAAGGCGAUCGAAAAGGGUGAACUAACAACUGUCAUGCAAUUAGUAAAGUCCAAUCCCCGCUAUUUGAUUGGUGGAGGAGACAAACCAACCAUACUUCAGCAAGGUUGCCGUUAUAAUGCACUGCAUGUCUGUUGCAAGUACAAUCAGCUGCAAGUCUGCAAGUACUUGAUUGACGAGCUGAUGGGUGUCGACCUGUAUGUCACGAUGUACCCAGACGACAAGUGGGAAAGUCGCAGGAUGAGGAUGACUUUUCUACUCGAUUACUAUCUAAACAACAGAGAGAAGGGGGUCUCUAUCAUUUAUUUCAACUAUUCGUUUCAACUAUUCUAUUCACAGUAG